AGAUUCUUUUGUCACCUGCAGAAAAGUUAGGCUGGGAUCCCAAGAAUGGUGAGAGCCACCUGGAUGUAAUGCUGAGACCACUUCUCUUGUUUGCACUUGUCCAACUUGGACAUGGCUGCAUACCUUGCUGUGAUGCAGAAUGUUAGUAGCUCAAACAGAUCAGGCUAUAAUGCUCUUCGAAAAGUCUACAGGGAGUCAGCUGAGGGGGAAGAAAGGUUACAUGUCUUAGGCAUAUUGUCUUCUUGCCGAGAUAAGGGUAUCGUCCUUGAGUCGCUGAACUUGAUUUUCACGAAUGAGGUCCGCAAUCAGGAUGCAUAUAUUGCCAUUAGUGGUGUUCAAAUAGAGGCACGUGAAAUUGCAUGGAACUGGUUGAAGGAAAACUGGGAGCGUAUCUCGAAAACAUUUUCGGCGAGCUCACUAGUCGGAGUUUUUGUUAAAGCCAUUGUCCCAUUGUUUUCCUCCAAUGAAAAGGCAGAAGAGAUUUCCAAGUUCUUUGCGACCCGGACAACACCUGGAUUUGAGAGGACGCUGAAGGAGAGCCUUGAAAUUGUGCGGAUCAAAGCGAGAUGGGUUGAGGGCAUCAAGAGUGAGCCUGGGCUUGCACAAACGGUGCAUGAGCUGCUGGGAAAGCCCUGAUGUGCUUCUGCUAGAGUGUUAUAUUUCUUCAUGGGAAAAACUUGGAAGCUGCUUGUUGUAGUUGUUACUGUUGAGAUUGGCAAUAAGAAUGCAUUCCUUAUAGUUAGGGAAGUGGAUGUACAACUCAGGUUCAAGUUCCCCGCAGAUUUGGGUUCUUAUUGUUUAAAAAAAAAUCACUAUAGGGGCAUUCCCUACUGUAUUCCUUUCAAAAAAAAAAAAGAGAAAGAAUGCAUUCCUUAUCAUCUUACGAAAAUGUUGCUUGCCAUAUCCUUUAGUUAUAGUAGUGGUGAGUCAUCGGGAGCCAGGUUUUUUUCUAAACAUUGU
Lolium rigidum is the source of this 960-nucleotide messenger RNA. RefSeq names its product aminopeptidase M1-C-like. The record is from RefSeq and is a predicted model, not a curated record. Gene Ontology annotation, biological process: peptide catabolic process; proteolysis. Gene Ontology annotation, cellular component: cytoplasm. The coding region runs from base 112 to 636 and encodes 174 amino acids. Gene Ontology annotation, molecular function: metalloaminopeptidase activity; peptide binding; zinc ion binding. The transcript has 7 exons. NCBI's taxonomy places the organism in Eukaryota, Viridiplantae, Streptophyta, Magnoliopsida, Poales, Poaceae.